UCAGAGGAGGAAAUCAAAUAUCGUUCUGGUUCUUGGUAUUCCAUAAAGUGAAUUAGUGGUGUCCAAAUGCUGCAUUGAAUUCAGGCACUUGGGCUUUUAAUACAUUUUUAAGUGCUAUUAAGAGUAAGUUUGUGGGACUUCUGUUUUUUCGAGUUUGUUUGUUUCCCCUGUCCCCUUUCUUCCCCUAAGAGUGGGCUUCAGAUCAUCACUGACUUGUAGACUUUGCUUAAGCUAAACAACUGCUAAUCUCAGAUUUGGGACCAGACCUGUGUUAUUCUGGAUCCUGUUAGUGAACCAAAGCAUUUCUAACUGAAUGUGGAGGAAGUUAGCUGAGUUCUGGUAGUUCUGUGAGCACAGAGGGUGAAGUAGAGUCCUGGGGCCAACUCAAUUGCUCUUCUGUCAGAAUGCUGCUACGUUAGCUGCAACAGAAAUCAGUCCACAACUAUUUUGUUAAAAUUAGCAUGAUAAUCUUCAUUUCCACCCUAAAUAUCAAAAUCCCAUAAUAAAGCUAUGACAUCCCACCUUUUUAGGGGGGAGGGCAGGGGGAGAGGUGCAUUGUAUCCCAUAUUGCUGUUCUUCCCUACCAGAGGCCAAUUGUGUGAAGUGCCUCUGAAAGGAUAUCCUUGCACAGAAUGAGUUUUGAUGGUGUGACUCAGACUGUCAAUAUUACCUCCAUUCAGUGAUACCAUCUGUCCAUAUGCUGAUUAUUGAACAAAGGAAGUGUUAAAGGAACUUAAUCUUUCAAAUUAUGAUUUGUAGGUUUACUUCUUCCCUCAAUCAGAAAACAUUGAAUAGGUGACAAGUUCCUGUCUGGUCCCGCCAAUGUCUACAUGGAGUUUGGAUCUGCGGUGUUUUUCAGCACUGGUUUGCUGAAUUGCACUGUUUCAGGUCUGUAGACUGGCAGUAUUUAUUAAUGUGGCUUCAUGAACAGUCUUAGAGUAGCCUUGCAAAUGCAGCAUAUCUGGAAAUAGUUUGUUCGCCUUUCCCAUCUGUAUGUGCAUAAACUCCUCUGUUCAGACCUUGUGCUGAGACGCGCAGUUACAGAAUCUUGAUUUUUUUUGUUGUUGUUGUUGUUGUUAACUUCCUCCUAUUUUCCCCAGCCUUACACUUUAUAGCAGCAUGUUCAGUACAUAAUGCCAAAAUAACACUUCAUUAUUCUGUGGUAAGUGUGAAGUAGCAUUGCAUUAAACUGUUGUGGAAUGUGUGUGUGUGUUCAGUAAUUUCAGUAAUCAUGUUAAAAAUUAUCUCCCUGCAUGUAAGAAAGCAAACAAACAAACAAAAAAAGAAACACCAAAGAGACAAAAAAAGGUCUCCUAAAAAAAAAAAAAAAAACGAAAAAACAAAAGCCACCAAAACCCCAUAACUUGAAGGAUGAUGAGCAGGAGGCGGACCGACUUCUUACAUGGUCUAAUAGCAAUUGGACAAGGGGAAAUGGCUUUAAACUAAAAGAGGGGAAAUUUAGGUCAGCUGUUAGGAAAAAAUUCCAUACGCAGGGGGUGGUAAGGCCCUGGCACUGCUGCCCAGAGAAGCUGUGCGUACCCCAUCCCUGCAGGUGCCCAAGGCCAGGUUGGAUGGGCCCUGAGCAGCUUGAGCUGGUGACCAGCCCAUGGCAAGGGAGUUGGAACAAGGAGACCUUUAAGGUCCCUUCCAACCCAAGCCAUUCUAUGAACUUGUAAAACGGAAGGCAGAAGAACAUCUUAAGUUUUCUUUACAUCCAGAGUACAUAUAAACAGAGUCCUUGUUUAAAAUAAGGAAAGGGUUGAAUCAUGUUUGUCCUGUUGAGUAGCAGAUGGUCAAGAUGAGGCAUAAAGUAUGGGAGCGCACAGGUGCUCAUAAAAACAAGAACCCAAACUCCACCUCAGGAAAACAAAGAUUCUUUAUAUAUGUCAUCUCAGACUUUAUUUUCUAAGCUAAGGAUACAAACUAAAGUGGAAUGAUACUUUUGAAAAGAAAUUAAAAUUUUCAUCAAGAUUGAGCUCUUUGAGAGCUAUGCUCUUUUUUUCUUGCUUAGGAACCUGGAUGAAUAAAACUAAAGUAAUAUUUCCUACAUGGAGAGUAGUUGUUUUUCCUGCUUUAGAUUGUUCUUGUACUCAUCCCCCAAAUUUCAAGCACGUGAGUUAGUGCUAGGAUUUUCUUCAUAGAUAUACUUAAAGUGGUUAUUAAAUGAAGAUCAUAUUUAAACCCACAUCAACGUUCCACCUCAAAAAUGUAACAAAACACAUUUUUCAUAUCUGGGCUAUUUAGAUUAACUCAAUAUGUAAACAAAAUUGGAGUGUUUUGUGGAAAAAAAAAAAAACCUUGCAUCCUUUUGCAAUCAGUCAAUAUUUUUUUAUAGAACAUAGGGGAGGUUUCUUAAAUUUCUUCUUACUUGAGUUAUGCUUAGUCAGGAUCACAAUAACUUCAUGUAGCUAUAAAAUCUGUGAUUUGAUAAGAUCUUAGUUGAAGGAAUAGUUUGUAAGGUGUACCUCUGAGGGGAUCUCCUGCUGUCUGUGCCAUGUCGCACCUUUACUGUAGUGGUGUGGGAGUUACCCUGAUUUUUUUUUUUCUUGGACACUACAAAACUCUAUUUUGAUGAGAUUUAACACUUCCCUCUAUUUCAGUUUCGGUCCUAAAAGUAAACAUAUGGGACAAGGAUGGAUGUGGUAAUACCGAUGUUGUUUGGAGAGUGGCUACAUUUACAUAAAGCUUGCUCAGGAAAUUCUAGAAGUUCUAACCCAGUGACCUCUUCGUUAGAAAAUCCAGGUAGAAGAUCUGUGAAGGCAGCAGCAUCAACAAUAAAACAAAGGAGAAAUCCAUUUAAUUCCAUAUUAUCAAGUGAUAACUUGAACAGCGGAGAAUCAGAAAGCAGACAAGCCAUUCUACCUCAGCUAUCAAAUAAGGAUAUUGAAGAAAUUUUGUUACCUUCAGAGGAGAGCCAGUCGAAAGCAAACUUACUAAAUGAUGGAAUGGAGACAUCUAAGAAACCUUCUGAAGAACCUGCUGAGGAAUCACAGAAAGGACCGGUUGAGCGUCCCGUCCCCAAAGCUAGAAAAUUAGUUCACAAAGUAACCAAUCCUGUGCCACAGGGAGAAGACUUUUUUCCCAAACCAGCAAAACGGACCCAGGGGGUUAAUGGCAUUGGUGCACUGCCCAGGGGCAUUCUGAAGCGCAGUUCAAGUUCCAGUUCCACUGACUCAGAAGCUCGGGCUAAUCACAUGUUCGAUGUUCAGAGUAAGAACAGUAUUCCUACCAUAUCUAUUUUAGAAGGGGAAACUGACAGGAAUUCUCUUACAGAAGAAGCAGAAGAUUCCACGCAAAUUUCACUGGAAAAAUUAAAACAAGUGAGGUUCUCUUCUAGCAUAGGAAAAGAAGAACCUUUGCAAAGCCCACGGCUACAUCAUGGAAGAGAAACACGAGAGUCUGAUUUGUUAAAAUCUGGUGAAGUGAAGACUAGGGAAAAUGAUGCUAAUAGAUCAGAUUCUUGUAAGAAUAAACAAACUUACACUGGAAAGCCUCUGGAAACCUAUUCAUCAUCUCUCCAAGUGAGAACAAUAGAUAGUUUACAAGAAGAUACGUCGGCAUCCAGUCCUAAUGGCACUAAUGAGUCAGUCUCCCUUGUUAAUCAAACACUGCAGACAAAGACCAUUACUCCUAAGAAACUUGAAACUCCAGAGAAGGCCUCCACCAAUAUUCUGCCAAAGAACAAAAAUGAACAGAAUGUUGACCAAACAUGUGAAAAUAACUCCAAGUCUUUGAGCCAUGAAUCAAAGUCUCUCAAAAACUUUACUGAUGAACAUCUGCUUUCUGCUGAGACAAAACCACAAGAACUGUCAGAUAUAAAUUCUGCAGGUCUUCAACAAGGUAAGCCUGAUCUUGUUGAGGAACGAGAUGCUAAAACCGCUUUCAAGCCUGACAAGCAUGGUGCUGAAAUUGUGGAAGUGGCUGAUGACUCUGUAUCAGAAGUCUUAGAUUGGUUUGAAAGAAGUUCUGGUACUGAAGAUAGGAAAAUUGAAUCAGCCAGAUCCCAAGGUGGGGAGCUCAAAGAAGUGAACUUUACAACCAGAACAGUUCUUCCCACAGAGCACAGUGGAACUAGCGUGGAUAGAAAAAUGCAGGUUAGAGAAGAGUUACUGUAUGGAAAGAAUAAACAACUGAAUGCUAUUUCACCCACCACAUUUAUUUCAGAAGACAUACAACUGAUAAAAGAGAGGAGGAAACCUAAGCACGGUAAAGAGAAUGAGGAUCAAAAUGAGAAAUGCCUCAGUGAGCUUGACUACACAGGAAUUGAAGCGAAAGAAUCUGAUGAAGAAAUCAAGCAACAAAAUAAAAUAAAUGUCUUGAAACAUCAUGAACACGUGUUACCAGCUCAGAAAUGUGUAUUGGAAAAGGCAAUAAGAGCAAAAAGAAGAAUUAGGGAAAUUAGAGCAUUUUGGGAAAGGCAGGAAACUAUCCCCAGUCAUGGAGAGAAAGAAGUUGGUAUCCAUAUUAAUACAUCAGGUGGUGGUGCAAUAGAAGGUCUCAAAGAAAGCGACAAAAUAAAACCAACUGCACUAUACUUACCUUAUGGAUUAGAUGAUCAGAGCAAGAGUACAUUAAGUGCUGAAUUAAGAUGUGCAAUCCAGGCUUCAAAAAAUGGAAAUCAAAACUCUUCUGAGUUUGGAUCAGGCCAUGCUGUUAAAAAAACAGAAAGACCACUUCCAUAUGAGGGUAAAGUUAACGAACAUACAAAAUUGACAAGAGACAGUGUCUUGCAGUCAGGAGUUGGUGUCACUUCAGCUUCCCCAAAAAUCAAAGAUAAUGAUGGGAAAGAAACAUUUAAAGGAAAAGUUGCUGCUUUUUCCCAACAGAAGUCCAGUUUUCAGGCUUUGUCUUUUGAAGAGAAGAGUAAUGAGAUAUCCAAGAAUCAAAUUUCAAGUCCUUCACAGUUUCAGAGUCUGAGAAACUUUUGGGAUACUAGAGUUAAGUUACAAAAUAGCAUUGAUAGGGAAGAUGUUUCUUCUCCAAAUAAUGCUAUUCGUAAUAAUACUUUUAUAACCUAUGGCAGAAAUGCAGAGAAAGGUAAGGGCAGAGAUAAUGUGAGCAAACAAGAGUUAAGCCAACAUCAAACACAAGCAUCUGAGGAAGAAAAAACAGGGAAAUUAGAUUCUGUGGCAUGCAAACCGCCUGUGGGAUUUCUUACUUUUAGAGGUUUGAGUGUGACACCCACAGAAGGUAAAGACACUGUCCAGCUGGUCAAAAAGCCAAUCAUUUCUCAACCCCAUGAAAAUACAGGUCUUCAAAGGCAAGAAGUUAAAGAACACAUAGAUAAAAAUAUUGUUUCGUCAAAAGAACAUCCUCCCAGACGUUCUCAGAGGUACUCUGAGCAAAACCUUCCCAGAGAAAUCAUUGCAUAUCAACCUUCUGAAUUAGGUGUAGGGAUGAAAACGAUUGAUACUGUGAAUAAUACAGCACAAACUAAUUGUAGUGUAGAUUCAACAUGCCACCAAGAUACUGGUCUGUCUGAAGAUAUCAUCAAGACAACAGAAAAGUCUCUUGCCCCCUCCAAGGUCAAUGGCUUGAGCCUAGAAAACCUGGUAAGGGAAGUCUCUGAAACUCCAUCUCCUAACCCAAGACAUGCAGACAGUGCAGGACAGAGGAUUGCUGAAAUGCAAGCUAAAAACACCAAGUAUGAGCAAUAUGAAGAGUCACUGCAAGAAAUCAGUGAGACUGUUGAGAAGUCUGUUGCUCCCUCUAAGGUCAGCAGCUUGAGUUCUUCUCUAGAGAAACUGCUGAAGGAGGCUUCUGAAACACCACCUCCUAAACCAAGACGUGUGGAUGUGGCAGUACAGAGGACUGCUGAGAUGGAAGUUAAAAACACUGCCUGUCAGCAUGAUGGAGAAUCACUUCAAGAAAUCAUUGAGACUAUAGAGAAAUCUAAUGCCCCUACUAAGGUCAGUGGCUUAAGUUCAGCUCUGGAAAAGCUGCUAAAGGAGGCCUCUGAAACACCACCUCCUAAACCAAGGCGUACAGUACUGAGGACUGCUGAAAUGCAAGCUAAAAACACAAAGUAUCAGCAAGAUGAAGAGUCACUGCAAGAAAUCAGUGAGACUGUUGAGAAGUCUGUUGUUCCUUCCAAGCUCAGUAGAUUGAGUUCUUCUCUAGAGCAGCUGCUGAAGGAGGCUUCUGAAACACCACCUCCUAAACCAAGACGUGUGAACAUGACAGUGCAGAGGACUGCUGAGAUGGAAGUUAAAAACACUGCCUGUCAGCAUGAUGGAGAAACACUGCAAGAGAUCAGUGAGACCAUUGAGAAGUCUAUUGCCCCCUGUAGGGACAAUGGCUUGAGUUCUUCUCUAGAAAAGCUGCUGAAGGAGGCUUCUGAAACACCACCUCCUAAACCAAGGCGUAUGGAUGGCACAGUGCAGAGGACAGCUGAUAUGCAAGUGGGAAACAUGUCCUGUCAUCAGAGUGGUGAGUUGCUGCAGGAAACAUCUGCACUGUCUGAGGCUAAAAGUAAAGCACUGGAUGUUAAUUUCCAGAAGGUACUGAGAGAUGUCUGUGAAACACCAGCUUCUACGCUGGAAAAUAUGGAUAAGAAAAUGCAAAGUAAAAUACCAACUAGUCAAAGUAUGUGUAUGGCACGUCAAGAAGAAGGAGAUCACCCUCAAGAAAUACAAGAAACGAUAGAAAAAACUACUGUUUCAAAUAGUGAAAAAUUCAAAGAAUUCAGUAGCUCAUUGGAAAAACUUCUUCAAGAAGCAUCUGAAGCUUCAUCUCCAAUAUCCAAAGCAUUAAGUAAACAAGAGAAGUUUGGGAAUAGGGUGUUUCCACCACAAACAAAGACUCUAUCUGUGACAGUGUCACAGCCUUAUGAUAAUGCUGUAUGUAGCUGUCAUAAACAGAAGACAGCUAUCAAGAGUGGAGUUCCAGAACAAAAUGUAAAAGCUUCUGUAGAUGAUCUCGUAACUCCUGAAGUGUCUGAGCUCCUUAAAAUAGAUGGGGCUACUAUUAAAGAAGAACAGAGAAACACACCUGCAAUAGAUCUUCCUUCCUUGCAAGGAGAGACCAAUACAGUGAUCAAGUCAUUCAAGAUAAAUGAAGUAGGAAGGAAAGGUGAGAGCACAUUCUUGGAUGCUUCUGAAGAUAAUUCACAAUUAAAAGAACUGUUGAAAUUGAGAAGAACAAGCACACCUCUUAAAGAUGAGAGCAGUUCUCCUCAGCUGGAAGGAGCUCAGUUCAGCCUGGCCUUUCAGCGUGAAGAUAAUGAUGAAGAAAAUGGUGACAGCUUGAAUUUUGGAUCCCAGCUUUCAGAUGAAAACUCUGAUUAUUAUUCUGGAACCGGAAGUUCGACUCGUUCAGAAGAAGAGUUAAAUCCUGUUUUGAUGGCUUUGAAAAGGAGUGCAGAUAGGAAAAUGCCUUCCAAAAGUCUAGAGGACAUUCCAUCAGCUACCUCAAAUAAAGGAAAAAUAAAUAUUCCAAAGGAAGAAUUAGCUCUUAGUGCUGAAGAUGGUCUGAAACCUGAUCAGCAUCAAGUGAGGAAUGAAAAUGGAGCAGGAAUCUCCACAGUGCCUUCACAGCCUGAUAAGCCAUUUUCCAACCCUGAAAAAGUCAAAGGACUGAGCAAGUCAGUACCAUCAUUCCUACAGGAAGAGAGUGAUGAAAGAGAGACAGAUACAGCAUCAGAAAGCAGUUAUUCCUUUGGCAGAAUCAAGAAGAGUCCCAGCUCUCUAACCAAUCUUAGCGGUUCUUCUGGCAUGGCCUCCUUAUCCUCUGUGAGUGGAAGCUUAAUGAGUGUCUAUAGUGGAGACUUCGGCAGUGUCGAUGUGAAGGGGAACAUUCAGUUUGCUAUUGAUUACGUAGAACAACUGAACGAACUCCACAUUUUCAUUUGCCAAUGUAAAGACCUGGCAGUUGCAGAUGUCAAGAGACAGCGGUCAGACCCGUAUGUGAAGACCUACUUGCUUCCAGAGAAAUAUAAGCUGGGCAAACGGAAGACCUCAGUGAAAAAGAAAACUUUUAAUCCAGUCUUCAAUGAAAUACUGCGGUACAAAAUUGAGAAAGAUCUCCUAAAGAACCAAAGCCUUAAUAUCUCUGUCUGGCACAAUGAUACCUUUGGGAGGAAUAGCUUCCUUGGUGAAGUGGAGCUGGAUUUAGGAACUUGGGACUGGAAUGAUAAAUCCAACAAGCAGAUCAACUGGUUUCCACUCAAGCCUAGGACUUCAGCAAUGGCUUUUGAACUAGAAAACAGAGGGGAGAUGAAACUAGCCCUCCAGUAUGUUCCACAACCUGUUGGAGGAAAGAAGAUCCCGUCCACUGGUGAGGUCCACAUCUGGGUGAAGGAAUGCCGUGAUCUUCCUCUUCUGAGGGGCAACAGACUCAACUCUUUUAUUAAGUGUACAAUUCUUCCAGAUACCAGCAGAAAAAGUCGCCAGAAAACAAGAACGGUGUCAAAAACUACAAACCCAGUAUUCAACCAUACCAUGGUCUAUGAUGGCUUUAGACCAGAAGAUUUGAAAGAAGCCUGCGUAGAACUCACAGUCUGGGAUCACAACAAACUUGUCAACCAUUUUCUGGGAGGUCUCAGGAUAGGCCUUGGAACAGGCAAAAGUUAUGGAACUACAGUGGACUGGAUGGAUUCUACUUCAGACGAAUCUGCCCUGUGGGAGAAGAUGAUAAAGUCGCCCAACACAUGGGUGGAAGAUACACUACCUCUCAGGAUGCUUAUGGUUGCAAAACUGACAAAAUAAGGGCUUUCUGAUUGCUAGCAGCAAAAAGAAUUCUUGGGAAUGGAAUCAAAAGGUGUGGUGGUGAAGCUUGGAAGAGGAGCACAGUAGCUCCUUUUAUAGUCUGUGUUCUGUGGCUGUUCUGUUUCUCUGCUAUCAAGUGUCACUUCAUAUUUCAAGUUACACUUCUGCCUGCAGAUCUAUGCAAAUUAAAGGGCUAGUUCUUCUUCACUGAAAAUAUACUCAAGUAAGAAUGCACCUAGCAAUUGAGAGGUAGAGGAGUCUGUGAUACCUGAAUGCUUGUGUUGCCUAAUUUAAGUGUUGCUUAUUCCUUAAAUCUAAAUUGCUGGCCAAAAAAACAAAAGGAAAAGCAAGUAAACUUGGCACUUCCUGGAUUGUUUGUGAAGUGUUUUAAUGACUCAUUAGCAACAGGUGGCAUUUUGUUCAUGCUUCUCAGCAUCCCUCUACAGCUGAAUCCUCAUUAUGCUACAUUGGAUCUCUCCAGCAAGGACUGUGCAGAAUGCUUUUUUUUAAAUAAGUCCCUUUACCUGUGGUUGUACUUUUAUAUGGUAUAAAGUUGCUUCUAUAACGGAAGAAGCACUACAUGAAGUGGAACUGUUGACAUCUUAUUCUGCAAGGUGCAGAGGACUCUUAAUUCCAGUUUACUAGGAAAAACUAAGUUUAUAAAGUUUGCUUAUACAUUUGUUCAUCACCUUGCUAAUAAAUCAACAUUACUUUUAAAUAUUGAAGGCACUGGAGUCAAACUUGUUCAUUCAAAUGCUACUCUAAAGGAUCUAUACUUGCCAGUUUUAAUGAUGAUUAAAGUAUUGGGUAUUUAUUUUGUAAAGUGUACUCAUUAUCUGUACCUGCAUCUGUCAGCUUGUUUUGCCAAAAUCAUUUCUCUGUUCUUCAGCGCCACCGUUAGGAGAACGCUGGGAUUAUGGCUGGUCCUGGUUUAAAGAGCUCUGCAGCACAUGAAAUGGGACAGGGAUUUGUCACUUGUGGAAACGCAUGCCACUAAGGGAAGAUAAAUGCAUAAAACACAAAGGGUAUUACUUAAAAAAAUAAUAAUAAAAUCAGCCUUAAAUGGAAUUAAAUCUAAAUAAGGA
Lagopus muta (rock ptarmigan) is the source of this 9790-nucleotide messenger RNA. It is a transcript of the gene SYTL2, whose product is annotated as synaptotagmin like 2. Bases 2634 to 8705 code for a protein of 2023 amino acids. Gene Ontology annotation, biological process: intracellular protein transport; exocytosis. The record is from RefSeq and is a predicted model, not a curated record. Lineage: Eukaryota; Metazoa; Chordata; Aves; Galliformes; Phasianidae. Gene Ontology annotation, molecular function: neurexin family protein binding; small GTPase binding. The transcript has 17 exons. Gene Ontology annotation, cellular component: plasma membrane; exocytic vesicle.